ACGAAACGCGAAGGAGAAGAAGAAAGGAGAAGAAAAAAAAAAAGGAAGAAAAAGAUUUAGCCGUCCGAUUCCAAUUCCGACUUGGGUAGCUCCUGAGAAUAAGCAUAAAGCUCAUCUGAUUUGAGUAAAUAAUGGGACAGGUGUACGUUGGAGGAGAUUUGGGUGAAGUUAUAAAAAUCCAGAAAGUAUCGGUAGGAGGAAAAAUUGGGGGCAGUAUGUCGAAUUCUCGAGGUGGUGGUGUACGUAGGGCUAUUCAAGGCCCAGAGUUUGAUCCUUCGUCUGAUGAGUCACAGUAUCCUGUGCCAGCGCAUGUACCAACAGAGGCACCUAGUCAGGAUUUCUUUCGGCAGUUUAUGGCCGCGAUGAUGCCUCAACAGAGGAGUUUCAUUGAUGCUGUGAUGCGGCAUAACCCACCAACAUAUUCUGGUUCAGUGGAGCCAGGAGUCCUUGAGUUUUGGGUUGAAAAGAUGGAAAAAAUAUUUCGUGUUGUUCAGGCCGAGCAAAUCGGUGGUGGUUAG
Andrographis paniculata is the source of this 518-nucleotide messenger RNA. RefSeq lists its product as uncharacterized. Lineage: Eukaryota; Viridiplantae; Streptophyta; Magnoliopsida; Lamiales; Acanthaceae. The coding region runs from base 132 to 518 and encodes 128 amino acids. The transcript has 4 exons. The record is from RefSeq and is a predicted model, not a curated record.